Molecule: messenger RNA, 2280 nt
Organism: Ceratotherium simum simum (southern white rhinoceros)
Lineage: Eukaryota; Metazoa; Chordata; Mammalia; Perissodactyla; Rhinocerotidae
Source: RefSeq, a predicted model, not a curated record
AUGGCGAGCGCCUCGUACCACAUCUCCAAUCUGCUGGAGAAGAUGACGUCCAGCGACAAGGACUUCAGAUCUGACAGGGGCCUUGGCGCUGACCGCUGGGCUCUCCACGGUUUUCGGGGCGUAUUUCGGGGGCACGAGGCACGGCUUGGCCCUCGUGCACCUCCGCCCCUGUUCGCAAGGCCAGGGACCUGGGUCGGCCUGCUGCAGACGGCGAAGUUAAACAGCGGGAAGGGCUUUCAAGUUCUCGAGACCAGGUCGGUCAGCCCGAAAUCCAACUUUCCGGGCGUUUAUGGGGCGGUGCUCCGGCGGGCCGCUCAGGCCCCGCCAGCGCGCGCCCCGCAGACGUCUUCCUCGUGCCCACGACUCUGCGGCUUCGGCCACCUGUCCCCUUUGUCCAGGCGCUCCAACAACCUCUGUGUGUGUCACCGCCCGCCUGGCAGAGGAGGUCGCAGGCGGCGGGCCAGCGCCAGGGACCCGAGCAGAGACGCGGCCGCACGUGCAGGCGCCCCGCGCGCAGGCGCACCACACCCUCCGCGGCUGCGCGCCCCCCGCGCGGCUUGGCGCCUGCGGGCCUCCGUAGGCCGGCGUCUCCAUGGCGACCGCGUGGGUCGGGCGGCCUCCAUUGUUGGGCUGCCGCUCUGCGUGCCCCGGGCGUGCGGCCUGCUAGUGGGGCGGAGCGCCGCAGUGCUGGAGGGGAGCUGCUCUUACAGGAUUUGCCCUGGGGCUGCUGGUCCCGAGGGCCUCGCAGGUCAAGCCAGGAGCACGCCUGCCUCCCCGUCCAGAGACAUUCACGGGGGUGUUAAGGGGGUCAUCUUUUCUUCCUCACCAAUUUUAGACUUGAGUGAAAGUGGCCUUCACCAUUUAGGAGAGAUCUUUAAAAUCCCCGCCCUUAAACAAUUGCAUCUUCAGAGAAACGCCCUCUGUGCGAUUCCUAGAGAUUUCUUUCAGUUACUGCCAAACCUGACUUGGCUAGACCUCCGGUUUAAUAGGAUCAAAGCGCUUCCUUCUGGGAUCGGCUCUCACAAGCAUUUGAAAACUUUGCUUUUAGAAAGAAAUCCUAUCAAAAUGUUACCUGUGGAGCUAGGGAACGUGACUACACUAAAAGCACUGAACUUGAGACAGUGCCCUCUGGAAUUCCCCCCUCAGCUGAUUGUGCAGAAAGGGUUGGCCGCUAUCCUGACCUUCCUGCGGAUCUGUGCAGCAGAACACUCCUCCCCCCGAGACUCAGCUUCUCGAGCGAUUUCACCAGUUAAAAAGAGGAACCUAAGUGAGCUGCCACAUGCCCUGUCAGAUUUAUUUGAAGACACUGUGCCCAACAGAGAAACUGUUAACUCUCAGGAUCGAAAGGAGCCCAUGUUAAGAGAAAAGGCAGACUUUUUCCCACCUGUUGAAAAACUAGACCUGAGUGACCUCAGAAAGUCCGCCGAGCCCUCGGAAGACUGGCCGAGUGAGGAGGAGAUCAGGCGCUUCUGGAAGCUGAGACAGGAGAUCGUGGAGCACGAACAAGCAGAAGUCCUUAAAAACCAGCUCUUGCCGAUGGAAUUGCCUCCAAACCUCAAGGCAGCGUUAAACACUAAGGAGAAAGAGCGUUCCAACCCAAGACACGUUUUCAGAAGGAAGACACCCUCCUUCAGGGGCGUCCUGCCUGACAUCGCGUCAUCACACCAAGCUGCGCUCCGAGGAAGAAGGCUGGAGGAGAGCUGGGCCUCGGCCCUCAGAGAGCUCAGGGAGAAGCAGGCUCUGCUGGAGCAGCGGAGAAGGGAUAAGAGAGUGCUGCAGGAGUGGAGGGAGCACACCCAGAUGAUGAGGAGGAAGAAGGAGGAACUGAGCAAGCUGCUGCCCCCACAGAGGACUCUGGUGGGAUCAAAGAUUCCCUUUGCCACAGAUCUGAUGGAUAAUGAGAAAAUACCAAAGAAUCCAUCUGGAAAAACGAGACAAAGCAGAGAGAAAUCGUCGCCAGCAAGUAGAGAAGCAAGUGCCUUCCACGAGGGGAAUUUAGAAGAACAGCUAAAGCAGCACAUACAGCAAAUGCACGAACAAAGAAAAAGAUUUCGAGGGGUGGCACCACUCGAGGAAAUAAGGAAGGCUACCCAGGAUUUGGAAAUCGCCAGAACGCUACAGGAUCAAGUAAUGAAACUAAAAUUGGGAUCAACCUUGAACAAAAAUCAUCAAUUCUCAACUCUCUCUGGGAAGCUUUCCCUUCGGCCAUCUGCAUCACAGCCUCAGAAUAUAUUUUUUAACGUGAAAUACUAAGAAUCUGAAAAAGUUGACAGGUGCUAA